CGGAGGGAUUCAUUCCUUAGCUUCUCUCCUGGGACUCUCAAAAUUUCUGUCUGUAGCCCUGCUGUAAAUUGAUUUUUUCUGGGAUGUAUGGAAGCACUUGAUGAUGACUAGCCGUCUCAGGUUUCCUGUUUCACAGGCUUUGAACAUUUUUGUUCAUCAGCCUGAUUCAAACUCCUUGCGAUACACGCGCUUCUUGGCAUGGAGGGAAACAAGACGGAAACCUCUGGUGCUGAAAGGAGCGAAGAAAUAAUUUAUACCUCUGUCAAGUUUUCCCAGCCCCCACCAAUCCAUGCCAAUGAUGGACUGAAACAUAAAGGCCCAUGCUCCCAGUCCUCUCUCGUUUGCCGCUUGACUGUAGGAGUCCUGAGUGUCCUCUUGCUGGUGCAAGGGGUAAUGCUGGUGGUCCUGCAUAUGAGUGACUCCUGUCUGCGGUGCCCCGAGCUGUGGGUGGGCUACGGGGACAGCUGCUAUUUCUUCUCCAAGGAGAGAAAGGACUGGAAUUCCAGCCAGGAGUCCUGUGCUGCAGAGAGUGCUCAUCUCCUGGUGAUCAGCAACACCCAGGAAAUGAACCUGUUCAAGAGGAUCCCCAGAGAACAGUCCUGGAUUGGACUGAGGAACACCACCCACUCUGGCUGGGUCUGGGCAGACAGCUCAGGACUAAGUGAGAUAAAGGUCAUAUCCAACAGCCCUGUGCAGCACUGUGGAGUCCUGAUGAAUGGUGUCUUUCAAGCCUCCAGCUGUUCAGUUUCUAUGCAAUGGAUCUGUGAGAAGUCCCUCAAGUGACCUCCUACUGCACUUUGCCACACAGCCACUAUUGCUUACAUUCAGCCAGUGGUGGGGAUACUAGCCACUCACUGAGGGCAUAAUCAGGGCUUGUUCCAGCAGGCAGGGUUGGCUGGACUGCAAAGGGGAUUAGAAGGUAUCUUUGCUACAUAUGAGAUCACAUUCUCAUUCCUGGCCUUUCAGUUUUCUGAGGUUUUCUGCAGGGGCAAGGCCUAUUGUCCUUGAGGAUGAGGGGUCACUAGUGCCAUGCAGUGAGCCUGGAUCCAUUUCUCCUCCUCAUCUGUUGGUGUGGAGUUUUUUUGGGUUACCAUGGAGGUCUCCCACAUUUGAGUCUUCAUCUCAGCCAUUCCACUCUGCUCACUGUACUGGUGCUAUUAGUGACAGAGGCUUAUUCCUGUGCCCCUAAUUCUGAGAUUUCUACAUUGCCAAGCAGAACACAUUUCCACUCCUUUUUCUGAUUUCUGUGGGACCUGGACAACUGCAGAAGCUGGGCCACCAACCUCCAGUGAUUUGUCCUAUACCUGCUGGAUUUAAACUGGCUUCCAUUCCAGUGCCAGGCUCUGAUCUGUGUGCCAGAGUAAAUUGUGCUGUGAUGGGGCAGAGCAAUGUGGAAUGAGAAGACAGUUUUGGCAUAAUCUCAGGAAUUAAAUUCCCUCCAUUUCAAUAAA
This is a messenger RNA of Alligator sinensis (Chinese alligator), 1451 nucleotides long. It is a transcript of the gene KLRG1, whose product is annotated as killer cell lectin like receptor G1. The transcript has 6 exons. NCBI's taxonomy places the organism in Eukaryota, Metazoa, Chordata, Crocodylia, Alligatoridae. The record is from RefSeq and is a predicted model, not a curated record. The coding region runs from base 199 to 783 and encodes 194 amino acids.